Messenger RNA from Fomitiporia mediterranea MF3/22, 2467 nucleotides. RefSeq lists its product as uncharacterized. NCBI's taxonomy places the organism in Eukaryota, Fungi, Basidiomycota, Agaricomycetes, Hymenochaetales, Hymenochaetaceae. Gene Ontology annotation, molecular function: RNA polymerase II cis-regulatory region sequence-specific DNA binding; DNA-binding transcription activator activity, RNA polymerase II-specific. The transcript is spliced from 4 exons. The record is from RefSeq and is a predicted model, not a curated record. Gene Ontology annotation, cellular component: nucleus. Bases 23 to 2212 code for a protein of 729 amino acids. Gene Ontology annotation, biological process: regulation of transcription by RNA polymerase II.
CGCAUAUGUCCACGACCUCAAUAUGGCCAGUGUCGCCAACGAACAGCUUCCCCAUACACCCGGCUCAACAGACGUCGCCCAGCAGCACCACGAUCUCUCCAUCCUCGUGAACUCGCUCUCUGCUUCUCCUGCCCCAAAUCACGAUUCAAACCCUCCCUCCGAGCACCUUUCGCAGGACGUCUCCCGGCCUCCGUCAACAAACCCCGCCCAGAGCUCCGCCCCUCCUGAGUCAUCCGCGUCCCUCCCACCGAGUGUCCAGCAGCAAGCCCAAAUGGCCAUACAGAGCAUUCUUGCGACCGCACAGCGCAAGGGCUCAGCUCCAGACCCGGUUUGGAGCAUGAAUAGUGUGACGCUGCCAACGGACGUCGAUGCGGCGCGUUCAAACGGUCAGCCUUCUACAAGCAAGCGUCGCCUAGAGGACACAGAGGAUGAUGACCCACACGCGAAGAUUCGGCGUACAGUGCAAGAACACGUCCAGCAUGAAAAUGAUCGGGUGCUGAACAUGACGACGGUUGUGUGCCUACAUGCCGCUGUCGCCCAGAAGUCCUACGGCAGCGAGAAGCGCUUCCUCUGUCCACCUCCACUUGUGCGCAUAGAGGGUCCCUUUGGGAACAUUCGCGACCAAAAGUUGGCUAUGUCUAUUGUCUCUGAACACGGAGAACGGGGCCCGGAAGCAGUGGUCCCGCUUGAUCCCAGUUCAACCGCGAGUUUCAAGUUUUUACACGUCACCGGUGCUGCGAAGGCGAAGAGCUUUAAUCUAGCGCUUGAAAUCUCUCCUCCGCCUCAGCCUGGUACUCCUUUUCCGGAGGGACAGUCACGUCCGCGGCCUUGGGCUGUUUUCGAAUCAGCACCCGUGACUAUCAUAUCAAAGCCAUCGAAGAAGACAGCGAAGACGCGCAACAUAUCAUCGUGUAUACUUGCAGGUGGUCCAGUAUCACUAUUCAACCGUAUAAACUCACAGACCGUGCGCACUAAGUACAUGACCAUUGAUAAUGCUCACCUUUGUGCGAGCAACGUCUCGUGGUCUGCUUUCAACGUGAACGUGAUUAGACGGCCUCAAGAAUUAGGCCCAGUUGCCGGCCCGCAGCCUGUGACAUACGGAUCAGAGAUUGUGCUCUCGGAUUCUUUGACAGGCAUUGCAACCGCGCCGUUGAUUAUUAGAAAGGUCGACAAGGGCAAGAUCUCCAAUGAAGAAGGAGGUCCCGUUAGCCAAAUGCAAAAAAUUGCGCUUCAAAGACUCAAUCCAGACGGGAGUAGGCAUUAUCUGAGUGCAGCGGGUCCUGUGCCUGGAACACCUGGUGUCGUAGCUCCGCCGGCUCCGGGUAUGGCGGGAAACUCUGGGUCCCACCAUCUGUUGUUCCAGUCGCCGCGGGUUCGUGAAGAAGUCAAGGAUGGAGUUCACACUCUCCAUGAUGAAGUGGACGAUUACCUUUGCUGGACUAUCGUGGGAAUAUCAAAGUUCCAGUACACGUUUUUCGACGCAUUGGGAGAGAAUAACAAGAUACCCGAUAUGCCUAUCACACCUUUCCCAACCUUAUUCCAACCUCCAGUAUAUCGCCCGCAAAAUAACGUGCUUGAUUUGACUGUCUCGAGUUUCUUUUAUGAGAACCCGAAGACUGGUCAUCACUCCCAGUUGGAGAUCUGGCUGGGCGAGAUAGGACCACUAACUCAUCGGUUGAAUAAUGCGCCACCAUCUGGCCCUCUCACGAGUAUUGCACCUUUCUAUGGUUCCCCUGAUCAACAACCCCCGCCUCCGGGAGCACCUAUAUCUCCUGUCCCACCACCGACGGGCGGCGCGCCGCCACCACCAGGCAUGCCCGGUGGUGCUCCGUUUAUUUCGUCAGGAGCACUGCAUACAAAUGUGACGGUGGACAUGCCCCCAGUUCAGCAAAUUGUGAAAGCCUUGCAGGAUGAGGUGAGACGCCAAGAAGGCGGUGGACAGGGCUCGUCAGAGGGUACAAAAGGUGCCGACGCGAACAGAGCUGGAACUCCAGACGGAUCGAUGAAUAUCGCAGGCCGUAGCCUUCCGUUGCUUUUCAUUCGUGGAGCAGAUGGUAUUGGAUACCACUCCGGUCGGACGAUUACCUGUGAGAACGUGUUUAUGGACAUGAGCAACCCUUCUAGCAACACUGCAGACCCUUCGUGGUUGGCUGCAGCGCAGAAUGCGGCUACCAACAAUACAAUGCAAGGAUGGACACUUCGCGUGCUAUAACGCAUUAGAAAGGCUGUCCUGGAGACGUAUCUACUCACUCGCUCUUUCUAUCUUGUCUGCUUUUCCGUGGGUCUCUCUUUGGAGAUGGUUCUCUGGCUACCGGCUCGUAACGAUUAUGAUGUUUUUUUGACAGGAUUCUUGUUUGAUAGUAUUUCUUCCCUUUUUAUACUCGUCGCUGUCGUAGUUUCUAUUGUUUACGUAUCUGCUAUUGCGAUAUGUGUAUCAUACGAUUAGCUUACAUGCUGAUCAUUCUCG